Hordeum vulgare subsp. vulgare (domesticated barley) is the source of this 1311-nucleotide messenger RNA. Its product is annotated as probable trehalose-phosphate phosphatase 2. The coding region runs from base 1 to 1311 and encodes 436 amino acids. Lineage: Eukaryota; Viridiplantae; Streptophyta; Magnoliopsida; Poales; Poaceae. Gene Ontology annotation, biological process: trehalose biosynthetic process. The transcript has 13 exons. Gene Ontology annotation, molecular function: trehalose-phosphatase activity. The record is from RefSeq and is a predicted model, not a curated record.
AUGCUCUACCACGCCCCGCCCCUUCUUCGUCUACGCCGGUGCCGGGGCCCUUCUUCUUCCAUGCGACGCGGGGAGGCCGAGCUCGGCAUGGUCGCUGCGGAGGCCGGCGACAGCCACAAGGAGGCUGCGGCGGAAUCACCGUCGCCAGGAAUCCCGUCGCCGGCAGGUUACUCCACCCAGGGCAAGAAAGACCCGCAACCCUCCGUCGAGGGCAAGAUCCCGUCGUCGUCAACCGCAGCCCCCGCGCUGAGCCCUCCCUUCUCCCCUGUACGGUUUUGCGGCCGCCUUGGCGCCGCCGCCGAGCACCCACACGUCACGCUGUGGGAGUGGUGGCUGGUGAGGCUGAAAGGGGAAGAGCGGAAGCUCGCUGUUUCCGGCUUCACUAAAAAGAAUGACCUAUUCACUUCUGCACCCAUAGCACAGCGUUAUGAGUCUCUCACGCUCCAAGAUGAAGAUGGGGUUGUGGUGCUCUUUCAUGGUUCAUUUAGCUUAUUGCGAAUGCGUGAGAAUGGGUUUUCUGCGCAGUAUAUCGGUGAAUUCUCCAUUCAGCUUUCUAAAGAUCUGUUUUCACAGAUGCGUGCUGCUGUGAGGCAUGUCGCAUCACUUUUCCCGACUGCAAUCAUUAGCGGAAGAUCUCGUGACAAGGUAUUUGACUUUGUGAAACUAACUGAACUGUACUAUGCUGGAAGUCAUGGAAUGGACAUCAUGGGGCCUAUUAGGAAGUCUGAGUCCAAUGGCCACCAUGUGGAAUGUGUUAGGUCCACUGAUUCAGAGGGUAAAGAGGUCAAUCUCUUCCAACCUGCAAGUGAGUUUUUACCUAUGAUAGCUGAGGUGUUCGAAAAUCUUAGCGAGAGUAUAAAGGACAUCGAUGGUGCAAGGAUGGAAGAUAACAAGUUCUGUGUGUCUGUGCAUUACCGGAACGUUGCACCACAUGACUAUGAAACAGUUCAUCAGCGUGUAACUGCUGUUCUGAAGGACUACCCUUGUCUUAGGCUUACCCAUGGGAGGAAGGUUCUUGAAGUUUGCCCUGUCAUUGACUGGAACAAGGGGAAAGUUGUGGAAUUUUUGCUUGAAUCACUUGGACUAAGCGAGAGUGACGAUGUUCUUCCCAUCUAUGUUGGAGAUGACAAGACUGACGAAGAUGCAUUCAAGGUUCUGAAGGCAAACAACCAUGGCUUUGGAAUUCUGGUUUCAUGUGUGCCCAAGGACAAUGAUGCCUUCUACUCCCUGAGGGAUCCAUCUGAGGAGAAGGAGGUACCGAAAGGGGAUGGGAGCAACAAGUUUGGUUCGAAAGAGUUCCAUGUGAAGUGA